CCCUGUGAAAUCGCUAUAUAUACGAGCUGCACGAUGACAAAGACCCUCACAGACUCUCACCUUUCCCUGAUCUCUACGAGCAUCGACGACCACACGGACUGGAUAACACGAUGACCUCGAGCCCUGUGAAUCGUCGUAUGCCCUAUGUGCGUUUGGGAAACUCGGGAUUGAAGGUCUCGAAGAUCAUCCUGGGGUGUAUGAGCUAUGGAAGUCCGGAGUGGCAGGAUUGGGUAUUGGCCGAGGAGGAAGGGAUCAAGCACAUCAAAUAUGCUUAUGACAAUGGCAUCCAGACUUUCGACACGGCGAACGUCUACUCCGCCGGCGCCUCCGAAAUCAUCCUCGGAAAAGCCAUCAAACAGCACAAUCUUCCCCGCGAAGAAAUUGUCGUUAUGACCAAACUGUAUGGUCUUGUCCGUAAAUCUUUAACGCCCCGAUUCAACAGCAUCGAGGAAGCGGAGAAGGAAGGAUACGUGAAUCAACAAGGGUUGAGUCGGAAGCAUAUCUUUGAUUCCGUCAAGAAGAGCUUGGAGAGGUUGCAGUUGGAUUAUAUCGAUCUGUUGCAGUGCCAUCGCUUCGAUGAUAACACCCCGAUUGAGGAGACUAUGCAAGCCCUUCACGACGUCGUCAAAGCCGGCUAUGUGCGCUACAUCGGGAUGAGCUCUUGCUGGGCCUGGCAAUUCGCCGCCAUGCAGAACUACGCGAUUAAUCACAACCUGACGCCGUUCAUCUCUAUGCAAAACCACUAUAGCGUUCUCUACCGAGAGGAAGAACGCGAAAUGAUGCCCACGCUCAAGCACUUCGGUGUUGGUUCAAUCCCAUGGAGCCCGCUCGCUCGUGGCGCCGCUGCUCGUCCACUCACAGAGAAGACUUUACGUGGAGAGAAGGACAUGUGGCGUGCCGAAGUCAUUUAUCUCUCCGAGCCUUCCGGUGGUCGUGACAUUGUUCCUCGCAUCGAAGAAUUAGCGAAGAAGAAGGGGGUCUCCAUGGCACAGAUUUCAUUGGCCUGGCUUUUCGCGAAACCAGGCGUCACAGCUCCCAUCAUCGGGACAACGUCCAUCGAGAAGUUGGAGGACUUGAUUGGAGCAGUGAAUGUUACAUUGAGUGAGGAGGAGGUGAAGUAUCUGGAUGAGAAGUACAAGCCUAUGAACGUUAUUUUUUAAGCAUGAAGUAUAUUCGAGAGGACGUUGGUCAGUCAGUGUUCUUUGUGCGGUGAGUUUGAGCUUCGACGUGUGUACUAUUUCCUUGGUCGUAGGAACACUCUGCUCUUGACGCAAUAUAUCAUUCGUGAAGUGUUCAACAACCAAUAUAUACUAUAUAACC
This is a messenger RNA of Stereum hirsutum FP-91666 SS1, 1320 nucleotides long. RefSeq names its product Aldo/keto reductase. The transcript is spliced from 11 exons. The record is from RefSeq and is a predicted model, not a curated record. The coding region runs from base 111 to 1160 and encodes 349 amino acids. Lineage: Eukaryota; Fungi; Basidiomycota; Agaricomycetes; Russulales; Stereaceae.